GAGGACAAGAUGGGUGUAUCAGACUUGCAGUGCGAUAUAAAUGAUGGACCUUUGGUGGAUCUUUCAGCAAGGGGCAUGCAGAAACUGGACCCCAAUUUCACAUGCUCUGAGGACACCCAUACUCUCAUCUUGGACCGUAACAACAUCAUGAAGCUGGACCACCUGGAACGGUGCCGCAGCCUUCAGCAGCUUUCCAUAGCCAAUAACCGUCUGGUGAGAAUGAUGGGGGUGUCUCAGCUGACGGCGCUGAGAGUGCUCAAUCUUCCCAAUAACAGUAUUGGCUACAUCGAAGGACUACGAGAUCUACCUCAUCUGAAUUGGCUGAAUCUGUCUGGGAACAACAUUAAAGUCAUGGAGCAGCUCAACAGCUGUGUGUCGCUCCAGCACUUGGAUCUGUCUGACAACAACAUAUCUACCAUUGGUGAUCUGACCAAACUGGUGGCACUAAAGACACUUCUACUCCAUGGAAACAGCAUUACAACACUCCGUACUGUUCCUGCUCACCUUCCUGCUCAUUUAUCCAUCCUCUCCCUGGCAGAAAAUGAAAUAAGGGAUCUUAAUGAAAUGUCGUAUCUGGCGCCUCUUUAUGAACUGGAGCAGCUGUCCGUCAUGUGCAACCCUUGUGUCAUGGCGACGCCCUCUCUGCCGGGUUUUGAUUAUCGACCGUACAUCAUGAGUUGGUGCCUGAGCCUGAAGGUCCUCGAUGGCUAUGUGGUGACACAAAAAGAGGGUCUUAAAGCAGAGUGGCUCUACAGUCAGGGUAAAGGUCGCUCGUAUCGACCUGGGCAGCAUGUUCAGCUUGUUCAGUACUUGGCCACCGUUUGUCCUCUGACCGCAUCACCAGCCAUGGAGACGGCAGAAGACGCCAAACUAGAGAAGAUUCUCAGUAAACAGAGGUUUCAUCAACGGCAGCUGUUAGAGGAGACACGAGGAGGCUGUCCCGGUCCCACUCGUCCAACUCAGCUGGAUGUUGAAAGGAACAGUCCCUCACAGAAUGGAGCUGAGGAGGUGAAAACAAAGCCCACACCUUUACCAGCUGCUGCUCCAUCUGUCCAGGAGAAGGAGCCGGUCGUGCAGUUUAACACCUGGGUGAGCUGUGAUUCCUCUCGUCCGCCGCUGCCGGCGCGUCGCAGCCCGAAGCUUGCAGGCGAGCACGUUUACUUGGAGGAUGUGCAGACGGACGAGGACAAACUCAACAGCAGUUUGCUUUCCUCCGAGUCCACCUUUCUCCCGUUCACGUCUGAUUUUGCGCCACAAGCGCUCCACUCCGGCAGCGAAGACGAAACGGAGACGUUUGAACCAGAUUCUCUGGCUCCAACGCGUCCGUCGAAGCCCAAAAGGCACAGCAGAACAAAGACGAACGAUCCAACAGAUAAACAAGAGAGGGAGACUCUUCAAGAGGAGGUUGUUUCUGUCGCUGCCACAGAAACUGGAGGUUUAUCAGAGGUCACGCCACAGAAUGAGUCUAAAAUAUCCUCUGACUUGGGUAAAGCAAAAGUGAAAGAAGCUUCUAAGCAGGAACCAGCGUGCCUGUGUGUCAGCAAGUUGGGUUUAAUGGAAGCCGACAAGGCAGCUGUUAAAAUCCAGUCGUGCUGGAGGGGACACUGCACUCGAAGUUUUCAUCCUGCAGCCAGAGAGGUGCGCGGUGAAAUCCGUCUGCGCAGGAUGCAAGAACACAUCCUGUUUCUGUCUGACAAACUGGACACCGUGCAGAAGCAGUUUGAGGAGGAGAGGCUGCAGAGGCUGGUACAGGAGGAGGCUGUGAAGUUUCUAUGGAAAGAGGUUCAGUCCAUGCAGCAGUGGAAGCAGUCUGUGGAGCAGAAGUUGGCAGCCGUUGCUCAGUCCAUCAGCGCGCCUCAGACCUCAUCUCCAUCUCUUUGUAAGGCAGCCUCGCCUGUUGGCGCCACAAACCCGCCAAACACCGGCGUCUCCUUCCCAGAUUCUGGCUUCGAGGUGACCAGCGAUCAGCAGGCAGCGCAGGAGGAUAGCUUCCUGAGCAGUGGCACAACUGACUCUCUGAAGACGGUGCGAGCGCUGAGCCCCGUUCAGAGCGGCAUAGGGAGCGAGAGCGCGGACUGCAGCCUGUUGGAGGAGUACCUGUCUUCUGUACAGCAGAGGGAGGAGGAGGCUGAAGUAAGUAGUGACCGAACAGAAACGCCACAGCUCUCUUCACCAGCAUCACCCAGCAGGACCACCAACACAGAAGGAAAAGGAAACAACUGACCCAGUCUGACUGUCCUCACAGAAUGAGCAAAACCAGAGUGAAUGUAACACUAGUUGUUUUAUAAACCUGCUCUGCUAUUUAUAUUUACCUUUUUAAUAAAGAACUGAUUGAAUGUAGUGUCUUUAAAAACUUAAUUUAUGUGCUCAAAACCAAUUUAUUUAUCAAUAUGCACUGCAUCGGAAACAUGGUAAAUGAUAUAUUAGAAUAAAAUCCC
Nematolebias whitei (Rio pearlfish) is the source of this 2438-nucleotide messenger RNA. It is a transcript of the gene cep97, whose product is annotated as centrosomal protein 97. The transcript is spliced from 11 exons. The coding region runs from base 10 to 2223 and encodes 737 amino acids. The record is from RefSeq and is a predicted model, not a curated record. Lineage: Eukaryota; Metazoa; Chordata; Actinopteri; Cyprinodontiformes; Rivulidae. Gene Ontology annotation, molecular function: protein binding.